AUGGCGACAACUGAGACCAAGCGAGCUCUACCUCCAAAGGUCGCGGCAAUGAAGGCUAGAAAGCGACAAAAGCUGGAGGGCCCCAAGGCUGGACAGAAGACAGCCACAACCAAAUCUUCAAACGCGGCGCCACCAAAAUCGGAAAAAGUGCGUCUGGACGAUCUGGCAUGGAACGAUGUCGAAAUGCCCGAUAGAUUGGAUGAUUUUGAAGGUUUCUACGGUCUUGAAGAAAUUGAUGAUGUGGAUGUUGUCAAGGACGAUAAUGGCAUUGUUUCUUAUCGGGCUAUUAGCGACAAGGCNUACAAAAAGAGAGCCGCUCCGGAAGAGUCAGAAGAUGACGGUGAAGAGUUCACUGGGUUCGGCGACGAUGAUCAGGAGGAAGAAGAUAAGGAAGAAGGCGGUGCUAUGGUUAUUGAAACCGUCACUCCAAGAUCUGCUCCCGAGCUUGAGGAAGGAGAAACCUGGGAAGACAGAAAGAAGAAGCAGAAAGAGUUGCAGAAGCAGCAAUUGAAGGAGAAGAAGCAGAAGGAGAAGAAAGAGAAGAACCAAAAGGAAAAGAAAGAGAAGAAGGAAAAGAAGCCGAAAGCAGAGAAGAAGGAUGCUACUACCCAGGCGGAAGUUGGAUCCACCGCAUUUGCAAACCUUCUCGACGAAGAAGAGGACGAAGGUGCUGAUAUUACCGCAUGGCGCCCUCUGAACCUCUCGGACGAUACCCUUGGAGCUCUGUCGAAGAUGAAGUUCCACCAGCCAUCGGCAAUCCAAAAAGCCGCUAUCCCUGAAAUUUUGGCAGGCCACGAUGUCAUCGGAAAGGCCAGUACCGGAUCUGGAAAGACAUUAGCCUUUGGUAUUCCUAUUUUGGAGCGUUAUCUGGAGAUGCAGAAGAUUGCUGGGAACAACAAGAAGAAGGCCAAUAGCGAGGAAGAGGCUGCUCGCAAACCUGCUUUGGCUUUGAUUCUCUCCCCCACUCGUGAACUCGCUCACCAGAUUUCCACACAUCUCACCACUCUGUGCUCUGGUCUCGACAAGGCACCCUGGAUCGCAACACUCACUGGUGGUCUUUCCAUGGCAAAGCAGCAAAGACAACUCAAGAACGCAGACAUUAUUAUCGGUACUCCUGGACGUCUGUGGGAAAUCAUCAGUGGUGGCCAUGGUGUGCUCAAGUGGCUGAAGCAGAUCCAGUUCCUCGUCAUUGAUGAAGCCGACAGACUGCUCAGUCAAGGUCAUUUCAAGGAGCUCGAGGAGAUUAUCAAUGUUCUCGACCGCAAAGACGAUUUCAAGGCCGAGGAACAUGAGGAUGAGGAUGAGGCACCCGAGGUGGUCGAGGAGGUCGAGAGGCAAACGCUCGUCUUCUCUGCUACCUUCCAUAAGGGCUUGCAGCACAAACUCGCAGGCAAGGCCAAGCCCGGUGCUGGUCUGAUGGACAAGAAGGAGAGUAUGGAGUAUCUGCUCAAGAAACUCAACUUCCGCGAGGAGAAGCCCAAGUUCGUCGACGUCAACCCGAUCAGUCAAAUGGCUUCUGGCCUCAAGGAAGGUAUGGUUGAGUGCGGCGGUACAGAGAAGGUUUGUUCUUAUAACUACUCAUGUACAAACGCCACAGAACUAACAGCUCUUCUANNGGAUCUUUAUUUGUAUGCCCUUCUCCUGCUACACCCUAACGCCAGAACGAUCGUGUUCUGCAACUCUAUCUCCGCCGUGCGUCGUCUGACACCAUUCUUGCAAAACCUGCAACUUCCAGUUCACGCUCUGCAUUCGCAAAUGGCACAGAAGGCACGUCUUCGUGCCAUCGAGCGUUUCACUUCAAACAACCAGAACAAGACCAACCACAAGGGCUCUAUUCUUCUUGCCACCGAUGUCGCCGCUCGUGGUCUCGAUAUCCCCAACGUCAACUUGGUCAUCCACUACCAUCUUCCUCGCGCUGCAGACAACUACGUCCACAGAUCUGGUCGUACUGCUCGUGCUGGCGAGACUGGCUCUAGUAUUUUGAUCUGUGGACCUGAAGAAGUGGCUGGUACGCGCAGAUUGAUCGCAAAGGUUCACGCCAGCUCCGCAGCUGCAGGUGCCGAGCCAGCCAACGAUGCAGCAAAGAAUGGCUACUUCAUCCGCAGUCUGGACAUUGAUCGUCGUGUCGUCAGCAGACUGAAGCCUAGAGCAAACUUGUCGAAGAAACUGGCCGAUACUACCAUUGCAAAGGAGAAGAAGCACAGUGAAGAUGACUUCUUGAGGCAAGCGGCUGAAGAUCUGGGUGUCGACUAUGACUCUGAAGAGUUCGAGAAUGCACCUGGUAAGAGGGGUAGAGGCGCUGGCAGAAUCAAGAAGGAAAGAGAAGCAAGAGGCUUGACCAAGGCUGAGACUGGUGCACUUAGAGCCCAGCUGAGGGAUAUGUUGAGUACGAGAGUCAAUGUCGGUGUUAGUGAGAGGUACCUGACUUCGAGCGGUCUCGAUAUUGAUUCUUUGUUGCAACAGCAAGAGGCUGGUGUGCACGGAGAGUUCUUGGGCACUGUCGCAGAUCUCAUGGAGUAG
Aureobasidium uvarum is the source of this 2520-nucleotide messenger RNA. The record is from the annotation of a GenBank genome assembly. NCBI's taxonomy places the organism in Eukaryota, Fungi, Ascomycota, Dothideomycetes, Dothideales, Saccotheciaceae.